ACCAGAGAGAUGACAUUUACAGCUUACCAGAGCCCAAACGCAUGCCCAAACCCACCAACCAUCAACGUUACAUUGAAGCAAGCUUACAAAUCUCUCCAUCUCUGAGUCAGACCAUCAACCCUUUUCCAUUUUUCCUUUAAUCCAAACAAACAAGCCAACCCAAUUUUUGUGGGUUUCGUUUGGUUGUCGGCAGCAGCAGCCUUUCCCCUCAAAACAUCCUUCUCCAACUGUUCACCAUCAAUUCAUUCAUUCUCUGAAUCGCUCUCAUUCACCACCACACACUCCUGACAACACGCUCAUUUCCCCACACAAAUCACCAAAAAGUUCCAAUUUUCAAUCCUCCCCUGUUUGUUUCUACUUGGCAAAAAGGUUGCCCUGUUCUCCAUUCUCUAGUAGUGGGUGUUCACUUUCAUCAGCAGCGGAGGAGAGAUCCAUGGCCAGCAAAGCUUUGUUUUGAGCUUUGACAACCCACCAGAAAGAUAAAAUUAAACGAAAAUAAAGAGAGAGAGCGACAGUGAUCGGGUGAAUCAAAUCUAGAGAGAGAAGGGGGAAACUGCUAUUUUCAGCUACCAUCCUUCCUUCCUUCCCAACUUCCCAAGUCAAUCAAAGCUGUCACACUCGAUACUGGCUGUACUCCACUGCAUCAACCCAUAAUUUGGUUGGCAUUGGAGGUGGAAUUGGAGUGGGGAAGGGGUGAGAUUCAGCGCCAGCCGCAGUGAGCAGCGGAGCUGAAGAAGCAAUGUUGGUCCAGGACCGUUUACCGGCGUCGCCGCCUCCGCCCAAAUCGCCCAAAUCCAAAUCCAACUCCAAAUCGCAACUGCCCACCACCGCAUUUCACCACCCAAUUUCCGGCCGCCGAUUCUCUCCAGCCAAAUCGCUCGACUUCUGCACUUGGUUCUCCGACAAUCUCUACAAGAUCGUCACAAUCGUGUUCCUCGUCGCCACCGUCGCUGCCCUCUUCUUCCUGCGCAACGUCGGCGACACCUCAGCUUUCCUCUACUUCCAAUCGAAGUCUCACUCCAUCGAGAAAACCCUUCACCGUCCUCACAUCGACUGGAACAACGUGCCUACCUUGAGAGAUACUUCCACUCCUUACGCCAAUUUCCGCACCGAGAAGUGGAUCGUGGUCUCCGUCUCCGAUUACCCUUCGGAUUCUCUCAAGCAGCUCGUCAAGAUCAAGGGAUGGCAGGUGCUUGCUGUUGGCGAUUCCUCGACUCCCUCUGACUGGUCAUUGAAAGGUGCCGUAUUCUUGUCCUUAGAGCAGCAAGCUACUCUGGGUUUUAGGGUUGUUGAUUACUUGCCCUUUCGUUCUUAUGUGAGGAAGAGUGUUGGGUAUUUGUUCGCCAUUCAACAUGGUGCCAAGAAGAUCUUUGAUGCCGAUGAUCGUGGGGAAGUCAUUGGAGGUGAUCUAGGGAAACAUUUCGAUGUAGAUUUAGCUGGGGAAGGAGCUAGGCAUGAACCCAUUUUGCAGUACAGUCAUGAGAAUGUGAAUAGGUCUAUAGUGAAUCCAUAUGUCCAUUUCGGGCAGAGAUCGGUUUGGCCUAGAGGAUUGCCAUUAGAGAAUGUGGGAGAAAUUGGGCAUGAAGAGUUCUAUACUGAGGUCUUCGGGGGGAAGCAGUUUAUCCAACAAGGUAUAUCCAAUGGAUUGCCUGAUGUUGAUUCAGUGUUCUAUUUCACCAGGAAAGCCGGUUUGGAAUCCUUCGACAUUAAGUUCGACGACCAUGCCCCCAAAGUAGCAUUGCCUCAGGGGAUCAUGGUGCCUGUAAAUUCAUUCAACACAAUUUACCAUUCAUCUGCAUUUUGGGGGUUGAUGCUUCCUGUGUCAGUAAGCACAAUGGCAGCUGAUAUCUUGAGAGGUUAUUGGUCCCAAAGGCUGUUGUGGGAAAUAGGUGGAUAUGUUGUGGUUUAUCCUCCUACAGUGCAUAGAGAUGAUAGGAUUGCGGGUUACCCUUUCUCAGAGGAGAAGGAUCUACAUGUGAAUGUUGGUAGAUUGAUUAAGUUCUUAGUUGCUUGGAGAUCAACAAAGCACCGAUUGUUUGAGAAGGUUUUGGAUCUGAGCUUUGCAAUGGCUGAGGAAGGAUUUUGGAGUGAGCUGGAUGUGAAGUUCACUGCUGCUUGGCUUCAAGACUUGAUUGCUGUUGGUUAUCAGCAGCCUAGGUUAAUGUCACUGGAAUUGGAUAGGCCAAGGCCUACGAUUGGUCAUGGAGAUAGGAAGGAGUUUAUUCCUCGUAAAUUGCCAUCAGUCCAUCUAGGGGUUGAGGAAACAGGAACAGUUAAUUAUGAGAUCGGCAAUCUGAUUCGAUGGAGGAAGAAUUUCGGAAAUGUCGUGCUGAUUAUGUUCUGCAGCGGGCCGGUUGAGCGGACCGCAUUGGAAUGGAGAUUACUCUAUGGACGGAUAUUCAAAACUGUGGUGAUUUUCUCAGAGCAGAAGAAUGAGGAUCUUGCUGUUGAGCAAGGGCAUCUGGACCAGAUGUACAAGAGGUGUGCGACGUUAACAGAGGAGGCUGCGACCGACGGACGCGACUGGCCAUUAGCAGGGCAGUUCGUGCGAACCAUAGACUCGCAUCGACAAGCCAAACCAACACCAUCAAUCACCACGGUAACGUCUGCAACGCCAUCAUCGAUUCAUCGCCAAACCAACAACAUUGAUGCCACCAAACUGUCUUCACCACCGCCCAAGGCUGCAUCCAGAUCUGUUCGAAUUCCACAGACCCCGCGAAUCGAUGGCUGGAAGUUUAGAAAGAAAGAAUCGGUAGAAGACUUGCAGCCGAAGACGAAGGCGAUGGUCCGCAGGGUGGUUUCGCCUGCACCCCCAAUCGCGCAAAUAGAACAACAAUCUGACAAGACGUUGUCGCCGGGAAAAGAAUUGGAGUCCAUGCUGGGCGAUCAAAAAAAGGAAUUAUCAGGAAAAAUGAUUGUUACGGUGGAUCGGGUCAAAGGGUUGGUGAGGGCGACGUCGACCAAGGAGGGGAAGAGGCGGAAGCCGAGGCCAACAGCGGACCGGCUGCCUCCUAGCCGGGGGCGCUGUUCGUUGUCGAAGAAGAAGAAGGGGAGCCCGUCGCCGGAACCCCGAAUCGGGACAAUACAGCAAGGGUGGGCGGGUUCCUUCGCCUCGUUGACCAGAAGAGAGGAUGCGCAGCGAACACCGGUAGUCCCGCUACGGGCGACGUACGGGAGUGCUUCGAGCUGGGUUGACGACCAGCUGGCGAUUCGACUGCCGCUGGACAAGGAGGCUCAUCGAGCGAUGGGGGCUCCAGGUGUGGCGUCGAUCGACGCGAGGGCAAGGGCGAGGGCGAGACAGGAGCUUGGUGUGCCGCCUUGCCGUUGGGCGAACUUCUCGUCGCCGAAACCUAGAGCGCCAAAGAAGAAACCACCAACGAAGAGGAAGAAAGAAGCGCAGGGUCGCCGGGGUUCCUUAACGAAGUCGAGAAUCAGGCUAAUGGCGCCGCGAUGGGUGAUGUCAUCGUUGCCAGAAAGAAAGAUGAGUAGGCCAGAAGCUGAUGCAACUCUUAACCGCCGGCGAGACUGCUCGUCGAGAGAAAGGAAGAAGAAGGGCGAGGAGGAGGGCGGCGAAAAGCUCCAAAUCGCUCGCGGAACGCGGCGAUUGGCGACGGGUUCGGUUGCGCCGCCGAACAUCGAGGUGAGGUGGCCGGAAUCGGGCUGGGAUCGUCGUCGCCUGGAGGGUCGUUCGCCGUUGGAGGAAGAAACGGCGGUGAUGGUGAUGAAGAUGGCGGGCGGCGCGACGAAGAAGAAGGGCGAGGAGGAGGGCGGCGAUCUUCUUUCGCCAACAACCCUAGGCCCCGUUGCACAGUGGCCAGGCCAGCGGGCCGAAACCGUGGGCCGAGCUGCUGAUCGGGUCGCCGGAGCGGGUCGGGCCGUCUCCUCUGACGGACCAGAGCUAGGGCUUCUGCCCAGGUUGUUCAACCGGUUCAGCAGUGCAGAAGGUUUUCUGUUCCUUCAGGAUGAUACCAUACUUAAUUACUGGAAUCUGCAUCAAGCAGACAAGACUAAGCUAUGGAUCACUGACAAGGUAUCUGAUUCUUGGAGCAUUGUGGCACCUGAUGGAGAUUGGUUGACUAAGCAAGCUGGAGUGGUGAAGAAAGUUGUUGAUUCAAUGCCGGCUCACCUCCAAGUCAACUACAAAGAAGCCGUGAAGACCGAAAAUAGCCUGGUGCUCUGCAAUUCCGAGAUAUUCUACAUUCCUCAAAAGUUCGUCUCCGACUUUGUAGAUCUUGUUUAUCUGGUUCGUGAUGUCGGUCCAGUGGGUGGUAUGGAGAUGCAUCACAAGGUUGCCAUACCAAUGUUCUUUCUCUCAGUGGAUUCGCCUCAGAACUUCGACCCGAUCUUGAACACAAUGGUAUACAAGCAAACGCCUCCACCCAGCAAUUCGACGUUGUUCUCUGCCCAAGCACCAGCUGUACAUCCAUGGAGCGUAUCAUCCGAACAAGAGUUCAUAAAGCUCAUAAGAGUAAUGGCGGAAGGUGACCCUCUUUUAAUGGAGCUAGUCUGAAGAAAUUCCAAUUACUCACAUAUUAACUCCACCAUUUGUAAGAGAAGAAAACACCAGAAAAGGGAAGUGUAUUAUUAUUACUCUUGCAACUGUUAUACGAGUAUUCUUUUGUUCAUCUUUCAAUUUUUGGUUCCUCCUUGUAGUGUUCAUGUUGGUGCAGCAGGGUGUAGGGAGUUUCCAUUUCCCCAUUUUUGUAAUCUUGUCAGUCAGUUUGUAGAUUUACCCAAUGUACCAUUCUCUUUACUUCGUUAGGAACUCCAUGCACAUCUCUAGACAUUGCCUUGUAGCUGAAGAAACAGUGGAAAACAGCACACUUGUUUUCAGUUUGAAUCAUUCACUGAUCGAGAGCUGAUCAAAGUUCAUUCCUUCCUCAAGAUAUCGACAAUGUCUCUGGGCGAAAUCUCUUGCAAGAGCUGUUUAUGAACAAAUUUUACAAAUAGUUCUGGCGGGGAAGUUACAUGAUCACACAACACUCAACUCAUCUGGGAUAAUGCACAAUAGUAAUGUACCAGAUUCAACAAAGAGUUAAUGACUUUCAUUGCUGCAAUUCUUCGUCGUCUGCAGCUCGAAUCGGGAUCUUCCCUCUACCGAUCAACACCUUCGAUCUUGUCUUCCACUUCAGAGUAAAGCUGCUUCAACUUCUCAAUAUUCUCCUCAGUAGUUUCCCAGUACCCACGUCCAUUGGCCUCCAAGAACGUCUGCACCAAUUUCCUGAACGAAUUCGGGUUCAUGUUCAUCAACCUGUUCAUCAUCUCUUCAUCCUGAAUAAACGUAGUGUUAGCCUCUUCAUAAACCCAAUUGUCCACCUGCCCUGACGUGGCACUCCAUCCAACGGUGUUCGUCAGCCGCUUCUCGAUCUCACGGACGCCUUCGUACCCGCUCGACAUCAUCCCUUCGUACCACUUAGGGUUCAGCAGCUUGGUCCUCGCGUCCAAUCUCACCGUCUCCGACAGCGUCCGCACCUGCGCGUUCGCCGUCGUCGUGUCGGCGAUGUACGCGCUCGGCUUCUUCCCGUCCUUCCUCAGGCUCUGCACCAGAUUCGUCGGGUCCGAAUCGAAGUAGUGGCUGACGUCGGUGAGCGAGAUCUCCGACGAAUCUAGGUUUUGGAAAGUGGCGUCGGCGGUGCUGAGCGCCAUCUCGAACACCUUCUUCUUCUCCAUCAUCCCGGCGCCGGGGGCGUCGGAGUCGAACGCGAAGGAUUUUCUGCUCAGGUACAUGUCCUGCAGCUGCUUCUCGUCGUUCCACGUCGAGUUCUCGACGGCGAGGUUGAUGUUGGAGGAGUACGAGCCGGAGGCGUUGGAGAAUAUUCGAGUCGCGGCUUCGCGGAUGUCGAUCCCUAGGGUUUUCGAUUGCUCGAGGGCGUGCUUCCUCACGUAGUUCAUUUCUACAGGUUCGUCGAGCUCCGCCACCAUUUUCACCGCUCGAUCGAGGAGGUUCAUCUGGUUGAUGAAGAGAUCGCGGAAGACGCCGGAGCAGUUGACGACGACGUCGAUUCUCGGCCGGCCGAGCUCCUCGAGGCUGACCGGUUCGACUCGGUUGACCCGACCGAAUGUAUCGGCAACCGGUCGGACCCCGAUCAUCCACAAAACCUGACCGAGUGAUUCCCCGUAUGUUUUGAUGUUGUCUGUUCCCCACAGCACAAGAGCAACAGUUUCUGGAUAGUUCCCGCCAUUGUCGAUCUUCUGCCGCUCGAUCAGCCUCUCGACGACGACUUUCGCGCUCUGCAUUGCCGCUUCGGUGGGGAUCGAUUGCGGGUCGAGCGCGUGGAUGUUCUUCCCCGUGGGCAGCACUUUCGGGUUCCUGAUCGGGUCGCCACCCGGCCCGGGCUCCACAAACUUGCCUUCCAAGGCUUGUUUCAGGCUCCCGAGCUCGUUAUCGGCAACCACGAGCUUCAAGCAAUCUCCCAAGAACUGGAACAGGACGCGGAGCUUUUCCCGGUCAGCACGGUAGAACUUUGUGUUGGACAGGUACUGAAUCCAUGGCUCAUUGAUCCCGAAGCCUAGGAUCGAAGAUAGCUUGUUGCUUACGUCAACCACUUGGCCCUUGCUGUUGGUGGUCCUCUCCACGAAUGCCGAGACUGCACCACGAGAUGUAUCGGUGAUCUGGCGAAGAAGCUCCACAUCCUUCAAGAUCCCCUUGUCGCUGCCUCGAUACACGUCCUCCAUUUCUCUUCCAACUGUCUGGGCUAGUAUGGAUGGGAGCGAAGUAAUCCCCUCUUCAGGACGGUCAAGGGCAGCAAUGUUGACAAGUGUGGCAACAGCUUCCAUUGCAGAUGGUGGCUCACCAACGACGUGGAGCCCACAUGGCAAGAGGCGGGACUCGAUCUCCAUGAUCUUGGAGUACACUUUGCCAACCACGAGGUCCCUCUCAUUGGCUGAGAUCUCUGCUGCUUCAUCAGGCAGGUCUACAUCCUUGUCGAGAUUGCACUGCCUUGCCGUGCUGAUGAUGGUGCUCACAAUCUGGGGGCCGCGCCCGGUGUCUUUCAAAGAUUGGUACGAGGAAAUGAGCUCGCCCAAUUGCUUGAGACCCUUGUAGAGGCCAGCAUUCUCAGCCGGAGGAGUCAAGUAGCUUAUGGUGUUAGCAUAGCUCCUACGUUUCGCUAUGGUGGCUUCAGAUGGGUUGUUAGCUGCAUAGUAGUAUAUAUUGGGGAUGUUGCCAAUGAGACUGUCUGGGAAACAGGCAUCACUCAUCCCCACUUGCUUCCCUGGCAUGAAUUCAAGCGAGCCAUGGGUACCAAAGUGGAGCACCGCAUCAGCUUUGAAGACCUUCUCGACGAACGAGUAGUAAGCAGCGAAGCCAUGGUGUGGACUGGCGGAUUUGGAAAAGAGCAACCUCAUGGGAUCACCUUCGUAACCAAAUGUGGGCUGGACGCCAAUAAAGACAUUCCCAUAUUGCUUGCCAUAGACCAACAAAUUCUCUCCGUCGGAGUUGAGAUUGCCUGGAGGUUUGCCCCAGUUCUCUUCUAGUGCGGUUGCAUAAGGAGUGAGCUCCUGGUACUCUCGUACUCCCAUUUUGUACACUACAUUGAGAUUCGGGCUGCUGAACUGUGCCUCCUUGUCGUGCAGGAUUUCUUCGAUCAGGGCUUCCGAUGUCUCGGGGAGUCCCUCUACGUUGUAGCCGUCUUUCUUCAGGUCGCUUAGCACCGAAAAGAUUGAAGAGAAGACGUUGAGGUAUGCUGCUGUACCUACGUUGCCUUUGUCUGGUGGGAAACUGAACACGGUUAUAGCCAACUUCUUCUCAGCCUGCAUUAGCAUUACAUCCAUUAGUGGUGGGGGAGUUAAAUGACAAGGUUUCAUUGUCAGGAUUAGCAUAAUAAUACCUUUGACUUCCUCUUGAGUUCACCCCAUCGGAUUGCCCGAAUGCACAAUUGCUCCACCCUCUUGUGAAGAGCAUGAGACUUCCCUGAUAAACCCAGAUUCCAAACUUUCUUAGUUGAGCAACAAUGACUUAACUACAAAAAGGGAUUCAAGAUCAACAAAAGCCCCAAUCGAGUACCUGUUCUGGGAUCGCGGCCAGCGAAAACGAUAGGCUCCAUGCCACCAUCAAGCUCAGGAAGAGCAACUUGCAACGCCACCUGAAUGGGAUGAAGCCCCAAAGUACUGUUCAACCACUCCUCGGUGGUCUGAAACACGAGAGGCACCGCGACCAUAUAAGGCACGUCGAGCUUCAUCAGAGCCUCCACAGCUCGUGGAUGGUCCUGCCUCGCUGGACCACCAACGAGGGCGAACCCUGUCAAUGACACAACUGAGUUCACCAUCGGCUUCUUGGUGACCGGAUCGACGAAGUACUUCUCAACAGGACCUGAGAAGUCCAGCCCCCCAGCGAAAAUCGGUAUCACUUUCGCACCUCUGGCUUCCAUUUCCAUGAUCACAGCCACAUAGUGACCUUCAUCCCCUGUCACAAUGUGACUCCUCUGCAAAACCAGCCCAACUAUUGGAGCAUUCCCGCUCUUCAGCUUCUCAUUCGUGUCCCUCCUUGUAUCAUACCAGUUCAAGUACUCCUUCACAUCGUCGUACAUACAAGGAGCCAACGGGUGCCAGAUUCCAGUGUCGAGGAACAACACCGGAUCGGAGUACUCGACCUUCGUUCCCUUCAAUGCCGGAACGUAUGACCCGGAAAUCAUCUUCACAAAGUUCUGCAGGUUAUCAGGAGACCCUCCAAGCCAGAAUUGGAGACUCAAUAUGUACAGCCUCGCAUCCUGAGCUUUGUCACUGGGCAGAUACUUCAACACUUUCGGCAAAGUUCUCACCAGUUUCAACAUGCUGUCAGCAAAUCCAGCGCCUUGCUUCUUCCUCUUGAACAACUGGAAGAAGGGGCUCUUCGAUUGGCCGAGCUGUGACAUGCUGAAGGAUCCCAAUUUGUUCAGCCUCAUCACCUCUGGCAUGGAAGGGAAGACCAACACAGCAUCCAUUCUCUCCCUCUCCUUCUCCACGGCGGCCUUCACCUUCAGCGCGAGCUCCUCGACGAAGAUCAGCGACCCGAUGAAGAUGUUGGCGUCCUCGAGGUCCUUGCAGAAGGCUUCAUAGUUGUCUGGAUCACGCAGCUCCUCGACCAAGUAGCCAACGACCUCAAAAGACGCGAACUUGCUGGGGUCCCUGUUGAGGGACUGCACUGCGGCGGACAGGGAGGAUUGGUACUGAGCUUCCAGCACCACGUAGACGAUUUUCACCGUGGGGAGGUUGGAGUUCUUCUCCGGGACAAUUCGCCGGACUUCUUGCGUGGUCUGCGUGAACAGGCCGUUUCCUAUGGCGGAACACUUGAAUUUCAGUGCGGAUUUGCUGUUUGAUGAUGAUGGGUUUGUUUUCUUGGGGAGGAAGGAGUGGAGAAAGUAGUGCUUUUGGGAAAGCUGGUCUGAUUUUGUUGGUGGGGUGAUGAAGGAAGAAGAUAGCAAGGAAGCCAUUGUUGUUGUUGCACAGAGAUAGAGAGCCAGAUACAAAAACUCCUCUGUGGAAGGGAGGAUGAAGAGAAUGAAAAAUGUAAGUGGGUUCAGUGUAUAUAAUGUGUUGUUUUCUGGUUCAGUGAAUGAACCCACCAGAGAGUUUUGAGAACCCUUCUUCUUCUCCUUUGCUCGAAGAAGUUAAAGAGGUCAUGCCUUUAUAACUCUGCUACUGAAAGGAGCAGAAGGGGAGGUGGUGGUUAAUAUGGUUAGUGGUGGGAGGGAGGGACACGUGGCGAAAUGGGUAGUGAGGGGCCUAUGAUUGGAGGAAACAGGGACUGGUUUCUGAGGUUCUGGUUCGAUUUUGGGGAAAGUUUGCAGAGAGUGGAGAGUGUGUAAUCUAUCUGCUGGGGUUAUGGCGAUGGAGUUUGCUGGAUUCUGAUUGGGCGAGUUGGAUUUCCCCUUGCUUACUUUUACAAGGGUGAGGUGGAAAUUUGGAAUGGGGAUGAUGCUGAGGUGGAGGAGAGAGAGAGAGAGAGAGAGGGAGAGAUUUUUCAUUUCUGGUUGAAAGCAUAUCAUUGUCAGUUUGUGAAGCUUUUGAAGGCCAUG
Molecule: messenger RNA, 9995 nt
Organism: Linum tenue
Lineage: Eukaryota; Viridiplantae; Streptophyta; Magnoliopsida; Malpighiales; Linaceae
Source: the annotation of a GenBank genome assembly